Messenger RNA from Solanum tuberosum (potato), 573 nucleotides. RefSeq lists its product as uncharacterized. The transcript has a single exon. Bases 1 to 573 code for a protein of 190 amino acids. The record is from RefSeq and is a predicted model, not a curated record. NCBI's taxonomy places the organism in Eukaryota, Viridiplantae, Streptophyta, Magnoliopsida, Solanales, Solanaceae.
AUGGCAUCAGUUGAUGCUACAAUCGCUCCCCUCAUUGCCCAUGCUUCCAGUGCCAAAGAAGUUUGGGAUAUUCUCCAAACAACUUAUGCGAGUAAAUCUCACUCAAGAAUUUUCAGUUUGCGCGAUACUCUGGCGAAUGUCAAACGAGACGCAUGUUUAAUUAGUGAUUAUAUGAGAGAAAUUAAGUCCAUUGCAGAUGAUUUGGCCUACAGUGGUUCACCCGUUAACAGCGAAGAACUUAUCAUUAAGGUACUGAGUGGUCUAGGUCCUGAGUACAAGGAGUUAUCUACAACAAUAAUAGCUUGCGAUAAUCCUAUCACAUUCGAAGUACUCGUUGAUAAGCUCCUUGCACAAGAGAUGUUCAUCAAAGACUCAGAACCUAAGGUCGACACACCCAUGAUCACUGCUCAACUUCAUCAACAUUCCACCAAUAAUGGUCCCAAAAAUAGACAGCCUAACUCUUCCAAUAGUAGGAACACUACUCCAUCAGGUUCAUACAACUCUCGUAAUCAGUUUUCUACCCCGAAUAACAAUUCAUUCACCCAGCAGAAUACAACCAAAAGCAACAAUUAG